Pelobates cultripes (western spadefoot toad) is the source of this 396-nucleotide messenger RNA. The record is from the annotation of a GenBank genome assembly. Lineage: Eukaryota; Metazoa; Chordata; Amphibia; Anura; Pelobatidae.
AUGUCGGAACCUGAUCUGCUGAGGCUGCUGCAGGAGAACCAGGUCUCCCAUGGUCUGAGAGCGCUGGAAGCGUUGAUGUCCGGUGUUAUGGCGGUCCCUGGGACUGGCCCUGAGGCGGCUGUGUCGGUGGAUGGAGCUGGCAGCGGAGGGCCCGGCUUCCGUCACGCUUAUCGCCAAGUCUGGUUCGACACGGUGAGAAGAGAAGUCGGCGGAGUCGGGAGAACAGAGGUGCCGGAGCUGCGGUGGCGACGUCCCCAGCUCUGGAAGGAGGUCGGAGGAGAAGGUCCCGGCCGGUCAGAGUGGAGAGGACCCAAGAUGGCGGCGAGAAAGAUGGCGCCGGCAUCACCGGAAGAUCGCGCAGUCCGCGCGCUUCUCUUCCGGCUCCACAGGAAGUGA